UGCAGAUUAUGGUGGCUUCAUCAGUAAAUUAUUGCAUGAACAAAAUUCGUUGACCAUUUGUUUUGAUAUUCGUAUAGAAGAAAAUACAAUUUCAGGUGUAUUAAUGAAACAGAUGACAAACAUUUUCAAAGCUGAGACCUCACCAUUGAAAAAAGAAGCUGGUACGAAUACAUUAUCUGAAGAUUUUCAGAAAGUACAUUUACACAAUGAUAUCUCAACAGAAAAAGAUGAGGAUACGGCUGUACUGUGUGCGGACUUGGAAACAUUGCACAAGAACCCGCGAUUUGCUGAUGUCAUUCUAAAAUUAGGAGAGCGGGAGUUUCCGGCGCACAAGGUGAUUCUGGCAAGUCGGUCAAAAGUGUUUGAAGCCAUGUUCGAACAUGACAUGCAAGAAAAUCAACAAGACGCUGUUAGUCUUGUUGAAAUGGAAGUCGGUACUAUUGAGGACAUGCUUAGCUACAUCUACUGUAGCAAAGUGCGUCAACUGUCUCCUGAAGAAGCGCUCAAAUUGUAUGUUGCAGCAGAUCGGUACGACUUGCAGGGACUGGUGCUCAAGUGUCGUAAAAUUAUGCUCAGUGGGUUAUCUAUCGACAAUAUUUGUGAUAUAUCUGCUGUUGCCGAUUUGCACAAUGACCAGUUACUAAUAGACGCUGUAAAAUCUCUUCUAUCUAAAGAUGCUAAAAAACUUCUAAUGACAGACAAGUGGCUAAUGUUUUCCAAGGAGAACCCACUUUUAGCUUUAAAUUUAGUUCAGUCUGUUAUUUUAGGUCAUUGA
This is a messenger RNA of Uloborus diversus, 775 nucleotides long. Its product is annotated as speckle-type POZ protein-like. The coding region runs from base 104 to 775 and encodes 223 amino acids. Gene Ontology annotation, molecular function: ubiquitin protein ligase binding. The transcript is spliced from 2 exons. Lineage: Eukaryota; Metazoa; Arthropoda; Arachnida; Araneae; Uloboridae. Gene Ontology annotation, cellular component: cytoplasm. Gene Ontology annotation, biological process: regulation of proteolysis; proteasome-mediated ubiquitin-dependent protein catabolic process. The record is from RefSeq and is a predicted model, not a curated record.